Molecule: messenger RNA, 1413 nt
Organism: Rhopalosiphum maidis (corn leaf aphid)
Lineage: Eukaryota; Metazoa; Arthropoda; Insecta; Hemiptera; Aphididae
Product: gastrula zinc finger protein XlCGF28.1-like
Exons: 16
Coding region: 1-1413 (470 amino acids)
Source: RefSeq, a predicted model, not a curated record
AUGAUAUGUGUUAAGGCCAACAAGCUUCACAUCGCAGAAGCUGUAGAUGAAACACAGAAAACAAGUUCAAAUUGUGUUUUGUUCUUUUAUAGAAAACUAGCUAACAAGCUUCACAUCGCAGAAGCUGUAGACGAAACACAGAAAACAUGUUCAAAUUGUGUUUUGUUCUUUUAUAGAAAACUAGCCAACAAGCUUCACAUCGCAGAAGCUGUAGAUGAAACACAGAAAACAUGUUCAAAUUGUGUUUUGUUCUUUUAUAGAAAACUAGCCAACAAGCUUCACAUCGCAGAAGCUGUACACGAAACACAGAAUACAAGUUCAAAUUGUGUUUUGUUCUUUUAUAGAAAACUAGCUAACAAGCUUCACAUCGCAGAAGCUGUAGACGAAACACAGAAAACAUGUUCAAAUUGUGUUUUGUUCUUUUAUAGAAAACUAGCCAACAAGCUUCACAUCGCAGAAGCUGUACACGAAACACAGAAUACAAGUUCAAAUUGUGUUUUGUUCUUUUAUAGAAAACUAGCUAACAAGCUUCACAUCGCAGAAGCUGUAGACGAAACACAGAAAACAUGUUCAAAUUGUGUUUUGUUCUUUUAUAGAAAACUAGCCAACAAGCUUCACAUCGCAGAAGCUGUAGAUGAAACACAGAAAACAUGUUCAAAUUGUGUUUUGUUCUUUUAUAGAAAACUAGCCAACAAGCUUCACAUCGCAGAAGCUGUACACGAAACACAGAAUACAAGUUCAAAUUGUGUUUUGUUCUUUUAUAGAAAACUAGCUAACAAGCUUCACAUCGCAGAAGCUGUAGACGAAACACAGAAAACAUGUUCAAAUUGUGUUUUGUUCUUUUAUAGAAAACUAGCCAACAAGCUUCACAUCGCAGAAGCUGUACACGAAACACAGAAUACAAGUUCAAAUUGUGUUUUGUUCUUUUAUAGAAAACUAGCUAACAAGCUUCACAUCGCAGAAGCUGUAGACGAAACACAGAAAACAAGUUCAAAUUGUGUUUUGUUCUUUUAUAGAAAACUAGCCAACAAGCUUCACAUCGCAGAAGCUGUACACGAAACACAGAAUACAAGUUCAAAUUGUGUUUUGUUCUUUUAUAGAAAACUAGCUAACAAGCUUCACAUCGCAGAAGCUGUAGACGAAACACAGAAAACAAGUUCAAAUUGUGUUUUGUUCUUUUAUAGAAAACUAGCUAACAAGCUUCACAUCGCAGAAGCUGUAGACGAAACACAGAAAACAUGUUCAAAUUGUGCCAACAAGCUUCACAUCACAGAAACUGUAGACGAAACACAGAAAACAAGUUCAAAUUGUGUUUUGUUCUUUUAUAGAAAACUAGUACGGUGUCCUUUUAACGGCGAUCAUAAAAUGCCCAAAAAAACACUCUUAUUACAUUUAACCAGACUUCAUGGAUAG